This is a messenger RNA of Octodon degus (degu), 1682 nucleotides long. RefSeq names its product cysteine and glycine-rich protein 1. Gene Ontology annotation, cellular component: cytoplasm; nucleus; Z disc. Gene Ontology annotation, molecular function: structural constituent of muscle; actinin binding. Bases 51 to 632 code for a protein of 193 amino acids. The record is from RefSeq and is a predicted model, not a curated record. The transcript has a single exon. Gene Ontology annotation, biological process: sarcomere organization; muscle tissue development. Lineage: Eukaryota; Metazoa; Chordata; Mammalia; Rodentia; Octodontidae.
CCGCUUCCGACUGCAUCUGUCCCGCUCACUGCCGCCCACCAGCUGCCAGAAUGCCGAACUGGGGAGGAGGCAAGAAAUGUGGGGUGUGCCAGAAGACAGUUUACUUUGCCGAAGAGGUCCAGCGCGAGGGCAGCAGCUUCCAUAAGUCCUGCUUCCUGUGCAUGGUCUGCAAGAAGAAUCUGGACAGCACUACUGUGGCUGUGCAUGGAGAGGAGAUUUACUGCAAAUCCUGCUACGGCAAGAAGUAUGGGCCAAAAGGCUAUGGCUAUGGGCAGGGCGCAGGCACGCUGAGUACUGACAAGGGAGAAACCCUGGACAUCAAGCAUGAGGAGGCCCCUGGCCACAGACCCACCACUAACCCCAAUGCGUCCAAGUUUGCCCAGAAGAUCGGAGGCUCUGAGCGCUGCCCUCGAUGUAGCCAGGCAGUCUAUGCUGCGGAGAAGGUGAUCGGGGCUGGAAAGUCUUGGCAUAAAUCCUGCUUCCGAUGUGCCAAGUGUGGCAAAGGCCUCGAGUCAACCACACUGGCAGACAAGGAUGGUGAGAUUUACUGCAAAGGAUGCUAUGCUAAAAACUUCAGGCCCAAGGACUUUGGCUUUGGACAAGGAGCUGGGGCCUUGGUCCACUCUGAGUGAGGCCGCCCACCACUGCCUGCUGCACCCGCCCUCUCAUGCUUUCCAGUGCCAUUUCCUUCCCAGCCACCAUGGAGACCACCAGGAUUCUCUCACUCAGCCCUGCUGCACAUCACUAAUGACUUGAACUUGGGCAUCUGGCUCCCUGUGGUUUGGGGGGUCUGCCUGAGCUCCUGUCCCACUAAGAAGCGUCCCCUGCCUUGCAUCUGACACCAUCAUCAGUUAAAGACACCUGUCUCUGUAGUGUUAAGUGGGACCAGGCCCUUUCCCCACACCUCACUCUUCAGAGCCUGGCCUCUUCCAUGUUGUCAACAGGACUCCUGAGCUCCCCUGUUGAAGUCCACAGGAACAGACAGCAGUGACCAGCAGGGGGUGGGAUGGGGAGCAGGGUCAAGAUGGGAGGAGGGGAUGUUUUGGUGUAUUGGAUCCCAGAGACUCUCCUCUGAGAAAGAGGGUGGGGCUCCUUGAGGCUCCUCAGAAGACGUCUGAGGACUCCCUGCUCAGAAGUCACAAGAUCAUUGGCCACAGCCCUUGCUGCUCCAGCCCUCUUGCCUUUGAGCCACUGUGGAACUGGAUCCUUCCAUUUGAGAUUAGAGAACAACCCAGGUGUGGGAACCCCAAAGUUGGGAGGUUGCCUGACCUCAGUCACUAGUUCCUGGUUUGAUGGGGGAGAUUAUGUGAAACACUUUCAAGCCACAUUUGCAUCUGUCAGUGGUCCAAAGCCUAAGGUGGUUAGCCCUGGCCCUAACCUAGGGUCUGAAGUUACAGGGAGUGCAGCCCAGAUCAGUGCUCUGCUCUAGCCAUGCCUGGUGAUUAUUCCUCAGAUGUAGAGGGAGGCACACUCACCCUUCACCUUCUAAUGCCCCAUCUAUCCCACGCUUCUCUGGGGGCCUUCUCUAGCCACAAAGCCUCCUUCCUUAUAGAACCCAAGUCAGGAGCCGCAAGAGGAAGGAGGUGGGCCCUGCUCUCUUCUCGCAGUGGCUGAAAGGAACACUGUAGCUGUCAAAUGCAAGGGCCAUGGGCACAGGCUGAUUUUUCUUCUGGUCAAUAAAG